Molecule: messenger RNA, 1053 nt
Organism: Sphenostylis stenocarpa
Lineage: Eukaryota; Viridiplantae; Streptophyta; Magnoliopsida; Fabales; Fabaceae
Source: the annotation of a GenBank genome assembly
AUGCGGGGUCCUUUGGGUGCAGUCAUAGGGAGGUAUCCUUCAAGUGAUGGAACCACCCAUUUGGGUGGAAUCAUUAGGCACAACAGAAAAUGCAGAGACAUAGCUGUUCUUGUCAUUUUUAUAGCCUUCUGGAUUGCCAUGGUUGUCAACUCUAGCUUUGCUUUCAGCCGAGGGAAUCCAUCAAGGCUUACUUAUGGGCUGGACUACAAAGGAAAUGUAUGUGGGGAGAAGCAUGCAGUUCAAGAUCUUCGAGAAUUGGAGCUCAGAUAUUGGCUAAAUCCUAAUCAGGUUUAUCAAAGUGGAUUGAAGGAUAGCCAAUUCAAACUUGCCAAUGCCCGCAGCAUAUGCUUGCUGGACUGCCCUAUACCUUCUGAAGAUUCACUUACUUGGGUGUGUGAUUAUCCUGAAGGAGAUAUUCGAGUUUCAUUGAAUGAUUGGAUUGACAUGAACUAUGAUUAUUUUGAGUUCCUUACGCCAGAAAUGAGAAACUCUUCACUUCAACUUCAGGGCCCUUGUUAUCCUGUCAUAUUUCCCAGUGUAAAUGUUUACUGGAGUUGCCAAUUCAUUGCCAGAGCAUCAAAUGUAUCUUUAAAGCAUUGGCAGCAGAUGGGUGGAGUUAAAAUCAAUGAAGACAUUGUUAUUGAUAAGUCCAUUCAUGAAUAUAUCAAUUCUCAGUCAGCUGUCUUAAAGAGAUACAUGGCUGAUAUAGGCAAGUCGUGGCCUGUGCUGAUUGUUUGUGGAGGGAUUUUACCUCUGUUUCUGUCCGUGAUUUGGCUGCUGAUGAUUCGGCACUUUGUUGCUGCUAUGCCUUGGGUUACAGUGGUUUUGUUUGAUGUUCUAAUUAUAUCCGUUACGAUGUUUUUCUACCUUAAAGUUGGCUGGAUAGGAAAUGAUGCUAUUUCCCCCAUCAUUGGUGAGCAUGAUCCUUACAUUCAUGUGUCUGUGAGGGAGCUAACUCAUCUACGGGUUGUCACAGUCCUUAUGAGCUUUAUCAUGCUUGUUGCCAUUCUUACGUCAAUUGCUAUUGUUCGGCGCAUUCUUAUGGCAACUUCU